GCCGUCUGCUACCAAGUGCGCCAUUGCCGAAGUAAAUCAACAUUCUUUAAUGACAUGGGAAGCCUGUAUAUAACAUGGUUGCAGAAGCAGUUGAUCACUAUCUAGAAAGCGACAACUGCAUGGCAGUUGAGAUGGCCUCUGUUUUUGUGGCAGAUGUCAGCACCACUAGCACCAUACCUGAUAAAAGCCAUGCUGCCAACAACAACAACAUUAUUAUAUACCACCCCUUUCACCAUUGCCAACAAGUCCAACGACAUCAUUGACACCACUACCGACGUCUAUGAAAAGACAGCCUGAUGGAGAUGGAACCAGUGAGGAUCCUGGGUAAAUCCUUCAACCUGGGUAAAGAUGUUCGGAUCCAGAAUGUCCCCAAUGCAUAAAACAUGAGCAUCAGAAGUUUGGUACAUCUACUGGACAUGCAGUGUGUGGAUCUGGGAAGAUGCUGCGCCUUGGUGAAAGUGUACGCCCAGAACUAUGUGUCUGACGUCAUCCCCUUAAACCAUUCGGCGGAUACGACCAAGGCUAGGAAGCGCAAGGCAUCCAUUCUGGACUAUUUUGAAACUGUGAACGAUGUUGCCCUUGGAGACAGUGGGUUCAAGGCCUCUCCCAAAAAUACUGUUGACAUGAAGACUCCGUCCAGGCAACCAGAGGAAGAGCAGUGCAAUAUUUCUGCACAUGUCAGCCUGCCAUAGACCUAGCCCUGUCCACUGAUGGGAAGGAGUCCUGUUAGCGUUUUGUAUACAUACAUUUUUAUGUAUAGGCAUUGAUGCGAGGUCACUUGAAUCAUCACAUGAUACUGGUGUUUUCAGACACUCCAUGUUCGAGGUGUCAGCAGAAUAAGUUACUUAGCCUGUAAAUGUCUGUCAACAAAUUCACAUGCUGACAAUGUAGAGGGGCAGGUCAUGGAAGCUGAGAGGCAAAUGAGGCAGGCGUUUCCGGAAUAGCAGCUGACACCGCCAACCUAUCUGUGAAGAUCUGAAGAGCUCUCCCUGGUCGAGGCUAUUGCAAGUGCACUGCAAUUGACAUUGGCUGAGGAACAAAUAUAUAUAUGUGUUUAGUCUUAGGAUGAUAUCUUCUGUACAGUUCUAAUGAUUUUGUUAGAAAUAAGUAUCUGAAUGUUCUUGGAAAUAACUGGAGUAAAGUACUUGACUAUUUUAUACUGAUUUUAAAGUGGUGUUUACCCACAAAAUUGGUAAAGAAAGUUUGGUUAUCAAUCUUGAGUAUACAUGUUUAAACGCAAAUAUGUCACAUAUAUCUGUCACAUAUCUGGCAUAUUAUCCAUCACAUAUCCAGCACAUUUCCGGCAUUUAUCCAUCACAUAUUCCAAACAUAUCCGGUAUAUAUCCAUCAUAUAUCCCACAUAUAUCCAGCACAUAUGUGGCAUAUAUCCAGCAUAUAUCCAUCCCAUAUCCAGCAUAUAUCCAUCACAUAUCCGGCAUAUAUCCUGCAUAUAUCCAUCACAUAUCCGGCAUAUAUCCUGCACAUAUCCAGCAUAUAUCCAUCACAAAUCCGGCAUAUAUCCAUCACAUAUCCGGCAUAUGUCCUGCACAUAUCCGGCAUAUAUCCAUCACAUAUCCGGCAUAUAUCCUGCACAUAUCUGGCAUAUAUUCAUCACAUAUCCGGCAUAUAUCCAGCACAUAUCCAUCACAUAUCCCACAUAUAUCCAGCAUAUAUCCAUCACAUAUCCGGCAUAUAUCCUGCACAUACCCGACAUAUAUCCAUCACAUAUCCGGCAUAUAUCCAGCACAUAUCCGGCAUAUAUCCAGCACAUAUCCGGCAUAUAUCCAUCACAUAUCAGGCAUAUAUCAAUCACAUAUCGGGCAUAUAUCCCGCACAUAUCCGGCAUAUAUCUCACACAUAUUUGGCAUAUAUCCAUCACAUAUCAGGCAUAUAUCCCGCACAUAUCCGGCAUAUAUCUCACACAUAUCUGGCAUAUAUCUCACACAUAUCUGGCAUAUAUCUCACACAUAUCUGGCAUAUAUUCAUCACAUGUCCAGCAUAUAUCUUACACAUAUCUGGCAUAUAUUCAUCACAUAUCGGGCAUAUAUCUUACACAUAUCUGGCAUAUAUCUCACACAUAUCCGGCAUAUAUCUUACACAUAUCCAGCAUAUAUCUUACACAUAUCUGGCAUAUAUUCAUCACAUAUCCAGCAUAUAUCUCCCACAUAUCUGGCAUAUAUCUCAUACAUAUCUGGCAUAUAUUCAUCACAUAUCCAGCAUAUAUCUCACACAUAUCUGGUAUAUAUUCAUCACCUAUCCGGCAUAUAUCUUACACAUACCUGGCAUAUAUUCAUCACAUAUCCGGCAUAUAUCUCACACAUAUCUCACACAUAUCUGGCAUAUAUUCAUCACCUAUCCGGCAUAUAUCUUACACACACCUGGCAUAUAUUCAUCACAUAUCCGGCAUAUAUCUCACACAUAUCUGGCAUAUAUCUCACACAUAUCUGGCAUAUAUCCAUCACAUAUCCAGCAUAUAUCUCGCACAUAUCUGGCAUAUAUCUUACACAUAUCUGGCAUAUAUCUUGCACAUAUCUGGCAUAUAUCCAUCACAUAUCCGGCAUAUAUCUCACACAUAUCUGGCAUAUAUCCAUCACAUAUCCAGCAUAUAUCUCGCACAUAUCUGGCAUAUAUCUUACACAUAUCUGGCAUAUAUACGGCACAUUGGUUUAUUUCCAGUCACAAUGCAGAGAGACCUUCCAAUUGACAUUCAACCUAGAGAUCUUCACUGGGACCGCCAGCAGUGACGUCAGUGUUUAUGACGUAUUUUGCCAGCAAUGGAAACCGUUAUAUGAAAUGAACAUUAACUGAUAUCACACACUCAUUUCGUUCAUUGACAUUCCAUAGGCUGUGUUAUUUUCUCUUCUGAUCAGUGUUAUUGUAAACUGUGGUGGUUAUUGUAAACUGUGGUUGUUUUGAAUUGUUUUGCAAUGAUUAAUAUUUACGUGUAUGUAUGUAUAAACAAGUCGCUGAGUAUUGCUAGCAAUACAACAGUUCCCCUCCAGUAAUCAUAACUUGGUACUAAUGAUGUGCAUAGUUUGCUAGCAAUACAACAGUUCCCCUCCAGUAAUCAUAACUUGGUACUAAUGAUGUGCAUAGUUUGCUUUUGGCCGGCCCAUAAAAACAACGUUUGAUAUACCUGGCUUGUGUACUUCUUGAGUUAUCACAGAACAAUUUUUCCCAGGCAAACGGAGACAUUCAAACUAUUUAAUCAUCAUGGAAACACAUGUCCAAAAUAAAAAAAUGACAUGCAUAAUCUCACUAUUCUCACAUAUUUCCUAUAACUAGCUUACAUACUCCGAAUUAUCAUGGGAUCCAUUGUUCUUGAUAGACUGAAAUAUAUUCACACUAUU
Messenger RNA from Mya arenaria, 3350 nucleotides. RefSeq lists its product as uncharacterized. The transcript is spliced from 7 exons. The record is from RefSeq and is a predicted model, not a curated record. Lineage: Eukaryota; Metazoa; Mollusca; Bivalvia; Myida; Myidae. The coding region runs from base 1376 to 2704 and encodes 442 amino acids.